Dendronephthya gigantea is the source of this 759-nucleotide messenger RNA. RefSeq lists its product as uncharacterized. The record is from RefSeq and is a predicted model, not a curated record. Bases 1 to 759 code for a protein of 252 amino acids. The transcript is spliced from 4 exons. Lineage: Eukaryota; Metazoa; Cnidaria; Anthozoa; Malacalcyonacea; Nephtheidae.
AUGGCGGAAAAAUCAUCAGCUGCCAAAGUUAAGAAAAAAGAUAAAACAGUGGCAGAAUUGAUGUCGGAACUCGCUGCUUUGCUAGACAAAGAUGAGAAAGAAAAGAAAGAGAAAAAGAGAAGCAACAAGUCUGUUUUCUUCGAGCGAUGCCCGACUACAGGGGAGCGUGUUUAUUUCUCAAAACGUAGAAAACAGACGAAGUCAAGGCGAAGUUUAGCAGUGCCAUCCUCAUCUGAACUUCAAGAUCAAGGGACAACUAGCGCGGAAAAUGUUGUUGAUGAUAUUAAUACAGAACUGGAGGAGGUAUUUCACCAACAUUAUGAACCAGAUGAAGAUGACAGUAUAAAUAAUGAACUUGAUAGACUGCUUGCAGAGACAGAUAAGUUCUUAACAGAAUGGAAGUCAAAACAGCAGAGGAGGACUGUGACAUGGGGACAAAGGAUGGAGAACGUCAAUACUAAUUGGGAAUCCUGCCGUUCUUCAAUCUUUGAGACUACCUUAUCUUGUCAGGCACCAACACCUCAGAUGUGUUCGCAGUGUAAAGUGAAAUCUGGCUUUAUCAAGUGUAUGCAGUGUUGUGGAGGGGGAAGCUUGUGUGGCACUUGCGACCUAAAGCAACAUGAGAAUGAUCCUUUUCACGACAGACAGCAUGUAUCUCAAGAUGGGUUCUACCAGUAUAUUCGACCAACAGAAAGCACUGAUGAUGAUGGAAAUAUUAUAACCAUAAUCUGUUAUUUGCCAGCUAGUGAACUUUACUAA